Molecule: messenger RNA, 982 nt
Organism: Theobroma umbraticum
Lineage: Eukaryota; Viridiplantae; Streptophyta; Magnoliopsida; Malvales; Malvaceae
Source: RefSeq, a predicted model, not a curated record
CAUUAUUCUCUCGGUCACUCUUUAUUUACUAAAAUUUGGUCUUCCUUUAUUUUGUUUUAGGUUGUUUAAUAGUAACUAGAUUUAUUCCUGUCAAUCCCCUGUGCUAUUAAAGCUUCUUGUGAUUUAUCUGUUGUUAAAAGAAACAAAACUGCAAGGCUAUGAUUUUCUUUUUAAUCCAGUGGUUAUGCUGUAAAAUGGGAAGCUGGUAGCUAAGCCUGAGGAAGAUCAACAACUUUACUUGCAAUUUAUCCAUGAGGGGUCUAAGAUGAUUACUGAAAUUUUCGGAUUUUGUGUUCUACUAAUGUAAAUAGCAAACUGCUGAUUUAAAAGGAACUUCGAAAAAUUCAUUAUUCCACACAUACUCUUUGGGGUUUUCUUUUAGUUACAAGUUGAAAUUAGAGGCAAGCGUGGAGCAUGAUUAUAAAACUGCAUAUUGUGAAUCGGAUUAUGAACCUACAUGCUCCAGAAUGGUCUGGUGAGGUUCGGAGUAUUACUUACUCUGCUGAUGGAAAGUCUGUAUCUGUCAUCUAUCGUGUAACACUCUAUGGGACUGAUGCUGAGAUAUAUCGAGAGUCGACAGGGACUGCUUCAGUUGAUGAUCCUGGUUAUGGAGAUCCUGUACAGAAGGCUGAGGCCAUGGCAUUUCGGCGAGCUUGUGCACGCUUCGGGCUUGGGCUUCAUCUUUAUCAUGAGGACAUGUUGUAGAUUGCUAAUAAGCUCUGUUGUGUUAGGUUGGAGCUUAAACUUUGUGUUUUGGGAGGAGGCAUGAUUCAAAUAGCAUAAUGUUGCUAUAAUUUUGUUUGGGAAGGAAAUGUUCUCCUCUGAGAGUAGAAGUGAAACAGAUUUUUGUAAUGAAAAUGGCAUCCCAUGAUAGGCUCGGGAUGGCUUGGCAUGUUACAUUAGAGCCUACUGAUUAGAGGUUUGUGGUGAAAUUAUUUAUUCUAAAGUAUUUGUCAACUAAUUUUGCUUUGUUAUCUGUAAA